Prorocentrum cordatum is the source of this 390-nucleotide messenger RNA. The record is from the annotation of a GenBank genome assembly. Lineage: Eukaryota; Dinophyceae; Prorocentrales; Prorocentraceae.
AUGGACCUCAUCAAGAACAUCAUCACGGACGCCAAGGCGAUGGAGGCCGAGACCACCCGCGACGAGGAGGACGCCCAGAAGGCGUACGAGGACUUCGUCAAGGCGAGCAACGACUCGAUUGAGGCCAAGAAGAGGGAGGUCACUGCGAAGAGCGCCGAGAAGGCCAAGGCCGAGGGCGAGCUGGUGGAGGCGAAGAAGAACAAGGGCAAGGUCAUGACCGAACUGGAGCAGUUGUCCAACAUGAACGCUCAGCUGCACUCGAGCUGCGACUUCAUCCUCAAGAACUUCGAGCUCCGCCAGACGGCCAGGGACGAGGAGGUGCAGGCCCUGAGGCAGGCGAAGGACAUUUUGUCCGGGUCGCACUUCGAUGAGUUCUUGCAGGCGGCGUGA